GGGGGGGCAGCUCAACUAAUCUAAGAACAUAAGAUCAAACACUUCAGAGAAAAACAAUUGUAACCAAUCAGAAUACAGUAUUGAGAUUAUCUUCAUCAAUCUGUAUAAAUAUCAGGCAUGUUCCUUCCACUCUUCAGACUUAAUGUCAGUGAUCUAUACAGCAUAACAAGCAUAAAUAAAGUGAAAGAUUCUUCAAAAUGGCAUUUCAUUGUGAAACCACUACUCCAGCAAGAUGUCUGUUUGAUACAGUCUACAGUAUGAACACUCCAGUCUGCAAGAAGAACCUGUUCCAGUCUCAACUAACAACACCAGCGGCAAACAGGGCACCAAAGAAGACCACAUUUGAAUCACCAUUCUCCAUCAAGAGCCUUCUGAACCUGGAUGACAGCAAACAGACUGUAGCAGCAUCAACACCACCAGCAACAGUGCACAGUAGCAUCAUGUCAGGCCUCGUCUCAUAUCCUGUCUUCAAUGAGUUAACCAAGACUCUCGCUGCAGAUAUCAACUCUUGCACUGUGCCAUCUCAACUGUUCCAGACAAUAUCGCCUCAGCAGACACCAGUGUCUAUCUGCACAUCUGCUCUGAAGAAUCGCUUCAACUUACUCAAGUGCCAGCUGCAAGACCACACCAAGCUGCUGGAAUUGGAAUCUUUCUACCUACAACAGUCUCAAAAGGUUGAGUACGAGUGUCACAGCCAUCUCUCCAACUGCCAUCCAGCACACCAGCACGCUAUCAACUGCCAGUAUGACCAUCAACUAAGCCUCCUAAUUGGCCGUGUAGAGAGCAGCCUCCGCAUCCUAGAAAGCUCCACCACCUUCAGAGACCCCAUCAGCCACGACCUGGUUAGCUUUGAGACAAGGAAUCAAGAGGAGGACUACACCAACCCAGGAAAUCCACUCCUGGCAUCUACACCAAAGAAGUGUUCCCUCAAGGCCAAGCGUCAUCAAGGUCAUCGUAAACCCUACAGUCGGCAAUCAAAAUGUGCAUUGGACAAUUGGUUCUCCAUGAACAUACACAACCCUUAUCCAACAGAGGAGGUAUGCUCCCAACUUGCCACAGAGACUGGACUUACUACAUCACAGAUUCGCAAGUGGUUUGCCAACAAGCGACAGAGGGGAGGUGUUAACAAGAAGCUGAUCAACCAUCUUACAACACAACACAGACAAUCUCACGAACUCUUUCCUUGUAAUAACCGAGUGCACUGAUCAACUUGCAUUGUGAUAAAUAUUGCCAAAUUGUUAUAAUUGUAAAUAAUGUUAAUUCAAUGUAAUACAUUGUUAUCUUUGUGUUGUUAUCUGCAAUAAAUUAUGAAAAUAAUCUUCACUGUUUUGUUUUUUGAAUUAAGAUAGGUUGCUGAAUCCUUGUCAAUGUUCUGGGUAUUGGUUACAUAAUAGCCAAAGAUGCAUGAUGAAGCUCACAAAAUUCACUCCCCCAAAUUUAUCAAUAUCCCAGAUGCGAGUAGAAAUAAUCUUGAUUUACGUCAUUAAAAAUUCACAAUUCAGUCAAACUGAUGUCAUAUUUUGAAUCUACAUGUAAAAUUACAUUCAGAAAUGUGGUUUUGAAAAGAGUUUAUCAACUUUGAAAAUUUAAUUUUCUUCGAAAAUGUGACUUCUAGGUCGGGAAGAUUCCCAAUAGACCCCAUGUUGUAAAACCACAAAAAGUGAAAUAUCUUUUCUUGUGUUGGGCAGAUAAUAUUUUCUUUUACUGGACAUAUGUUAAUUUGUAUAACUAUCAGAUACAUAAGGGUAAUAUGAAAAGUGAACCACUAAAACUGAUGCAUAUUUAAGUUUAAGGGAAUUUUGUAAUACCCUGCCAUGUUAAUUCCCCCGAAUCAGCCACCUUGUGGCGAAACUGGUUACUACCUAAUCGCAUCCGAGUAAUUGAUCCCCCAAAUUUUUUAGUUCAACACUGUUUUAGAAUGGAAUUGAACAUAGUAUGUUAAUUAAAAUUUUUAAUUCACCAAUAUUUUUAAUUGAUUCAAUUUAAUCGCAGUUGGAGAAAUGAUU
Molecule: messenger RNA, 2006 nt
Organism: Owenia fusiformis
Lineage: Eukaryota; Metazoa; Annelida; Polychaeta; Sabellida; Oweniidae
Source: the annotation of a GenBank genome assembly